CUCUCUCACAUCGUUCGAGCAGGGGAAGUGUGCUCACAUGCGUCGCUUGUGAUAUCUGGCAAGCAUCUGGUGGUGAAAGGGGCCGAAUCUGUCUGCCUCGAGCUGAUCGAUCUAGCGCCGCCGAUACCCACAGCUACUGGUAUCCUGUUGACCCAGUCAGAUCGCCCCGACUUGCAAGUUGUACGAAUUGCACCAUGUCCUCACAUGCAUUUAGAGGCCCCAGCUGGAGGAGACGUUGGACCGUCUCUCGAAUCCGCUCCCCGCCAACUGUUGGUUCCGUGGUGCCAGGUACGUCUUGAUGAUCAUUUUCGAGCCUGCCCCAUUGCGGUAAAAUACGGUCCGACUCUGGUUUGAUGGAAAUCAAAGUGCUAGAUAUGGGAAGGGGGUCUAAACGCCGUGUUUUGGUUGAGGAGCUUUUCCCGGCGUCAUCCACGGCUGCAAGUGAGAACGUGGCCGGUCUAGUCACCAUAUCGCUAAGUUUAAGAGACGCUGGCGCUGAUUCUCACCGAGCUAGCAAACCCCACGCAGCAGCUGUUUCUCACUUACUAGUAGAGCAAGAUGCGAGUAGGCGCUUCUGAUCGCGGUUGGCAAGCGAUGGCAGGGUUCCCUCAACGUCGCAGAUAAAGAAGCAACGUCCCAGAGCUCCUCAAAAUCCAACAUUCCUUCUGCCCUGCACCGGACAGAGUGUCACCAGAUUUGCAUACCAUUAUGGCUUCUUCAGAAUUCCUCUCCCCCGAAGAGGUACAGAAGCAGAUCAAGGCUAUAUCAGAAGCCGCCGCAACCUAUGACCCAGGCAAAGCGGCCCAUGACUUUGUGGGCAGGACGAAGAUAAUCUCACAGGCUCGUGAACUCAUAGACAGCCUGACUGAUCCUGAUGACUUGCCGCUCGUUCAUAUCGGUCAGGCAAUGGAUCUGGUGGCGCUCCGGAGUCUGAUGCACAUAGGGGUGUUUGCACAGAUACCGUCUCAGGGCUCCAUCUCAUUGAGCUCCCUCUCUCAAGCCACCAAGGCGGAAGAGUCGUUGCUAGAACGACUCCUCCGGAUACUUGUUUGCGUCGGUUUUGUCCGACAGCUUGAGAACGGCGAGUACGCACAUACCAGAUUGUCACGCACAUAUGCCGUCAUGCCUGGUCCCGGAAUGUACUUCCAGUUCAUCUACGAUGAGGCUGGGUUCGUGUUAAGCAAUUUCCACCGGUACCUGCAAGAAAAGGGCUACAAGGAGCCCGACGACCAGCGCUACUCUCCAUAUACAUGGAGGGCUGGACAAGAAGGCAAGACGGUGUGGGAAGUCAUGGCUCAGCAACCUGAACGGCUGCAGGCGUUCCAAGCAGGCAUAGCGGCAAGCAGCACCGGUAUUCCACUGACCAGGUUUUACGACUUCAGCAAGCUCAAGACAGAAGACGACAGACCUGUCCUGGUCGACAUUGGGGGUGGCAACGGUCAAUCGAUCCUCCGCAUCAUGGAAGCGCAUCCCGAUAUCCCGGCAAACCGAUUCAUCCUGCAGGAACUCAAGGAGCCUGCCGAGGUUGCCAAAGGCGUCCUGCCUCAGGGUGUUGUUAUCAUGGAGCACGACUUUUUCGGACCCCAGCCGGUGAAAGGCGCAAAAGCAUACAUGCUCCGUCGCGUGCUCCAUGACUAUUCUGACGCCGUGUGCAUCGAUAUCCUGAAACAAAUUGUUCCAGCGAUGGCGUCCGACUCGGUCGUGUUGAUCGCUGAUUUCGUGUUUCCCGACGCCCCAAGCCCUGCCGACCUGCCAAUCGCCGCGAUAGACCUGGUGGUGAUGAAUAUGGGUGGCAAGGAGCGGUCGGAGCAGGGGUUCAAGAAAAUCCUGCAAGCUGCUGGUCUCGAGUUCAUCGCUACCUAUCGAUCGGAAGCAGGGUUCGGAGCCUUCAUCGAGGCAAGGAGGGCGAAUACAACUUAGUCACCUCGCUUAUACUCGGCUCUCGUGGACGUGGGGCGAAUUGGCGGCUGGGCGAUGCUAGCUAGAUUUACACGUGCCGAGUUGGUCGGGAGCUCCCUCGAACAGGGAGCAAUAUGGCGCUUACGAGAUAUCGAGGGACUCUAGCACAAGGGUGCUAGAGGAAAACAGACUGUCAGAAUGAAUCAAGGUCGAUCUAAGAGUCACCUUAACUUAUCUAGUGUGAUCAGUUCGGCUCAUUUUCGCCUGGCGAAGGAACGUUUGCGGGCAACGCAGGGUCACUUCGAUGGGCGGUCGCAGCCACCGAUCUCUCUGGAGGAGCUCUUGAGCAUGUGUUUGGAAGACAGAGCUGCGGCAUGCUGAGGAAACGGGAGGUCAAGGGCCUGUUGCGGUUGCGCUUUGUAGAGGGGCAUUAUAGUAGAGUAGACCGUAGCCUUGUUGGAAUGCCCCGACUGGCAGCCUUGUCGCAUCCAGUCGGUACCUAGGUAGUAGUACUUCGCAUUCGUUGCGAGUAGUACCUAAUAACAUGCUGUAGUAUUCUACGAGGUA
Molecule: messenger RNA, 2466 nt
Organism: Exophiala dermatitidis NIH/UT8656
Lineage: Eukaryota; Fungi; Ascomycota; Eurotiomycetes; Chaetothyriales; Herpotrichiellaceae
Product: catechol O-methyltransferase
Exons: 4
Coding region: 709-1920 (403 amino acids)
Molecular function (GO): O-methyltransferase activity
Source: RefSeq, a predicted model, not a curated record